AUGAAACAGCCCAACAGGAAAAGGAAGCUUAAUAUGGAUUCCAAAGAGCAUCUGAAUCAGGAUGGAUGCUUGGAGCAAGCUGAAGAAGAAGAGCCCAGGGAUGGGGCAGCUCCUUUGAGUCACGUCCCUUCAGCAACUCCACAGGACACGUGGUCUUGGGACCAGUACUUGAAAGAACAGAAUGCUCUAGCAGCACCCAUUGAAUUGUUUUCUCAGGACCAAUCCUUUCCAGAGUAUGAAAAUGGUUUUCAGGUUGGAAUGAGAUUAGAAGGCAUUGACCCCCGACAUCCAGCUGUAUUUUGUGUGCUUUCUGUAGCUGAGGUGUGUGGUUACCGUCUAAGGCUUCAUUUUGAUGGUUAUUUAAGCUGCUAUGAUUUUUGGACCAACGCUGGUUCCCCUGACAUUCAUCCAAUAGGGUGGUGUGAAAAGACCAAACAUGAACUACACAUCCCUAAGGGUUAUAGAAAAGAUAAAUUUGUUUGGAUGAAUUAUUUGAAGGCCUACAAAUUGCAAAAUGCUCCCAAGAAAUUAUUCAGGAACAGAAAUUCUAAUGAGCCAGUGCCUAAAGAAUUUCAGGUUGGAAUGAAGCUGGAGGCCGUCGACAGGAAGAACCCUUCAUUGGUGUGUGUGGCAACCAUAGCAGAUAUUGUUGAAGAUCGCUUACUAGUGCACUUUGACAAUUGGGAUGAUAGUUACGAUUACUGGUGUGAUGUAAAUAGUCCUUAUAUCCAGCCAGUUGGAUGGUGUCAGGAGAAUGGAAAAACUCUGAUAACUCCCCAAGGUUAUCCUGAUCCAGAAAAUUUUUCCUGGACAGAGUAUCUGGAUGCUACUCAAACUAGUGCAGUUCCUGCCAAAGUAUUUAAAAUGCGGUUGCCUCAUGGUUUUCUGCCGAAUAUGAAACUUGAAGUUGUGGAUAAACGAAACCCCAGGUUAAUUCGUGUUGCUACGAUUAUAGAAGUGGAUGACCAAAGAAUAAAGGUUCAUUUUGAUGGCUGGGACCACAAAUAUGACUAUUGGAUGGACGCAGACAGCCCUGACAUUCACCCAAUUGGAUGGUGUGAUGUAACAGGGCAUCCUCUGGAAGUGCCAUAUCGAGCAAAUGAAGUGAAAACCAUUCCAGGUCAAGCUGUUUGUCCUACUCCAGGGUGCCGAGGAAUAGGCCAUAUCCGUGGUCCAAGGUAUUCAGGACAUCACAGUGCUUUUGGCUGCCCGUAUUCUGACAUGAACUUGAAAAAGGAGGCAAUGCUCCAUGAUCGUUUGAGAGAACAAACACAGGAAAAUUUGGAAUCAGACUCUUCACAUUUAAAAUUGAAAAAUCUCUGUACUUUGAACUUCAGUGGAAAACAUGACCAGGCAAACAGUCAGCCCAGACUUGUACAGCAGGCAAAGUGUUUGAAAAUCAAAGAAAAAGAAGAUUUUGACUGGGAUAAACUCUUCAGAGCUGUCAUCGUGCACCCCCUUGGGUUAGAAUGCGCAGCCGAGCAGACACAACAGGCGCUACAAGAGUCGAUCUUUAUGGCAUCCAUGGCUACCCAUCCUCCCCGGGACCUCCCGCUCAGCAGGGAGCAGCACCGCAAGCUGCUGCCAGGAGUGGCUGACAUCCAGGCAGACGAGGUGACCCGAUGGACAGUGGAUGAGGUGGCUGAGUUUGUACAGUCUCUGUUGGGCUGUGACGAGCAGGCCAAGAGCUUCAAGAAAGAGCAGAUUGAUGGCAAAGCCUUCCUGCUUCUGACACAGGCGGACAUCGUCAAGGUGAUGAAGAUCAAACUGGGCCCAGCACUGAAGAUUUAUAAUUCUAUCCUCAUGUUCAGGAAUUCUCAGGACUUCACUGAAGAAGAUACUUUCUCAGGCUAA
This is a messenger RNA of Pteronotus mesoamericanus, 1854 nucleotides long. It is a transcript of the gene L3MBTL4, whose product is annotated as L3MBTL histone methyl-lysine binding protein 4. The transcript is spliced from 19 exons. Gene Ontology annotation, biological process: negative regulation of DNA-templated transcription. Bases 1 to 1854 code for a protein of 617 amino acids. The record is from RefSeq and is a predicted model, not a curated record. Gene Ontology annotation, molecular function: zinc ion binding; chromatin binding; histone binding. Lineage: Eukaryota; Metazoa; Chordata; Mammalia; Chiroptera; Mormoopidae. Gene Ontology annotation, cellular component: nucleus.